Messenger RNA from Acaulospora morrowiae, 261 nucleotides. The record is from the annotation of a GenBank genome assembly. Lineage: Eukaryota; Fungi; Glomeromycota; Glomeromycetes; Diversisporales; Acaulosporaceae.
AAUAUUGUCGUUGCUGGCGAUGGUGCUGGCGGUGGAUUGGUUUUAGCAAUGCUCUACUAUCUCCGUGAUAAUCAAAUGGCUUUACCAGGUGGUGCCGUAUUAUUUUCACCGUGGGUUGAUCUGACAAUGUCUUGCGCGAGCUGGGAUCAGAAUCGAUCAUACGAUUACUUGUUCAAACAAAACGACGUUGACCCACUACAUCCAGUAAAUCUUUAUCUGGAUUUCUACGAAGAACGAUCGAAACUAAUCACUCAUCCUUAU